AUGGCUACAAAGGAAUCAGAUGCCAAAGCAGAUUCAGCCCUCACCUCAUCAGCCGAUCAGAGCAAACAAGUGUAUAAAAAACCAAACUAUGCUCUCAGAUGCACUCUUGUGGGACAUGUGGAAGCAGUAUCAUCAGUUAAGUUUAGUCCUGAUGGAGAGUGGCUAGCAAGUUCUUCUGCUGACAAAGUAAUUAUAAUUUGGGGAGCCUAUGAUGGAAAAAAAGAGAAAAUACUUCAUGGUCACAGUCUGGAAAUAUCAGAUGUUGACUGGUCAUCAGAUUCCAGUCGUCUUGUUUCUGCCUCAGAUGAUAAAACUCUAAAGAUUUGGGAUGUACGAUCAGGAAAAUGCUUGAAAACGCUGGAGGGGCACAGUAAUUAUGUGUUUUGCUGUAAAUUCAAUCCAUCAUCCAACCUCAUAAUUUCAGGAUCUUUUGAUGAGAGUGUGAAAAUAUGGGAGGUGAAAACAGGCAAGUGCCUCAAGACUUUGUCUGCUCAUUCUGACCCGGUUUCUGCUGUUGAUUUUAGUUGUAAUGGGUCCUUGAUAGCGUCAGGUAGUUAUGAUGGCAUCUGUAGAAUCUGGGAUGCUGCAUCAGGUCAGUGUUUAAAAACACUUGUUGAUGAUGAUAACCCUCCUGUCUCUUUUGUAAAAUUUUCUCCAAAUGGUAAAUACAUUCUCGUUGCAACUUUGGAUAAUACUCUUAAACUAUGGGAUUAUAGCAGAGGCAGAUGCCUGAAGACAUACACUGGUCAUAAAAAUGAGAAAUACUGCAUAUUUGCCAAUUUUUCAGUUACUGGUGGGAAGUGGAUUGUGUCUGGUUCAGAGGAUAACCUAGUUUACAUUUGGAACCUUCAGACUAAAGAGAUUGUACAGAAAUUACAAGGUCAUACUGAUAUUGUAAUCUCAGUAGCUUGUCAUCCUACAGAAAAUAUCAUUGCAUCAGCAGCAUUAGGAAAUGACAAAACAAUUAAACUGUGGAUAAGUAACUACUAA
Pipistrellus nathusii (Nathusius's pipistrelle) is the source of this 990-nucleotide messenger RNA. Lineage: Eukaryota; Metazoa; Chordata; Mammalia; Chiroptera; Vespertilionidae. The record is from the annotation of a GenBank genome assembly.